CGUAGCUAUAGUUGAUCGAGUAAAAUCCUUGAUACCUAGUAGCUAAGAUACCUAGUAGCUAUUAAAGGCCUUAACUAAGACUAUUAGAUAGUAGAGAACUUGUUUCCUGCUGCGCAAGACAGAGUGCAGCCAAGCAAAAAAGUUAGGAGGAGAUCUCAGGGACAAUUCAGAGAGAAGAUCUCUCACUAGUGAACUCAAGUUUGGAAAGCCUUUGUUGUGGAUGAACCUUGACUGCAUACUGAGUGGUGAUGGUAUCCAAGAAAGAGCUGGUAAAUUAGUAGGAAAUGCCAAUCCACCUACGAAAGAUAUUCAAAGCUACACGACAUCAUACAAAAUAAUAUGAAGAAGGCAAUUGAUGCAAUGCCGGGUGUUUUUCCUUCAUCAACAACAUUAGCCCCACCUUUAGCAAAGAAACCUCGUCUAGGCAGGUCUUUUAGCAAUUAUGCUGGCCAUAGCAGUAAAACAUCUCAGACUGCGAGCAGCGAGUCUCCAGACGUUGUUGUUCAUGUCUCUUACAAGAACGCAAAGAAGAGCUAUCCCCUCACUCCUAAUCGAAAGCACUUAACAAAAGCGAUAGCCAUUGCUGUCGAGGCCAUGAAGGAUAAGUCUGUCAAGAAAUACAUAUUGAAGCUUGUCGGACAAGAAAUAUUCGAAGUGAAGUGUAUGGCAUCCGACAAGGUUAACUCAAUCCUUCAGAGCACAAACGCCGAUGACCUGAAAUGUUUCUCCUGGAAUUCUCUGCUUACUGAGCUCACACAGUUUGCUCCCUUGAUGUCCAGUGUUCUAGUUUCUGCUACCAAAACUCGAGCACCUCGUUCUAUUACCAAGGCAGUGAUCGGUAUGUGCGCAGCAAUCAUUCUCAAACACAGAAACCCUAGGAUGAAUAUCGUUCAGAAAAUUAAUUCACUGAUCUUGUACGCUGGUCAUAGUUCAAAACAGGUGUAUCAACGCUUGAACCCCCUCAACCUAACUGUGUCUCACGUAUCGAUGAUUCGAGUGUUGGCAAAGGUAGGGCUGGGUUAUGAUGCCAGGGUGAAGGAGUGGAGAGACUCUCUUCUUGCCACUAUCACUGACGAGGAUGAAUUAACUACACAACAAGCUCCUUGGUCAAAAUCAACAGAAGAUGGUGCAGCAGACUCUGAUGACUGUUCGACUGACAGUGAUGACUCGUGGAAACAAUUUUCCCCAAUGACAUCUUCCUCUUCUGAAGAUCAUGAUAGUGCAGACGAUACUGGUGAUGAAGACCUUAAUUAAUGACAGUGGUCAUUAAUUUAGGUACCUGCUCCCGAUCAACAGAAGAAGAAAGUAGUGGUUCAAGCAGUAGAGGUGGUGCUACAAUGUUCCGUAUUUGUGGUGACAAUAUUGACAAGGGAGUCAAGCAAAGAAUCGACUUCUCGAAUCUCAGUGAACAAGUCAUCCCGACUUCACAAAUCUGUCCUGAUAGAAUUGCUGCGUCUUUAGUUGAGGACGACUUGGCAAUACGCAGAAACAUAUGCACACUUAUGUCUCGUGUGCUUU
Halichondria panicea is the source of this 1518-nucleotide messenger RNA. RefSeq lists its product as uncharacterized. The record is from RefSeq and is a predicted model, not a curated record. NCBI's taxonomy places the organism in Eukaryota, Metazoa, Porifera, Demospongiae, Suberitida, Halichondriidae. The coding region runs from base 340 to 1254 and encodes 304 amino acids. The transcript is spliced from 7 exons.